Aspergillus steynii IBT 23096 is the source of this 1474-nucleotide messenger RNA. Its product is annotated as TFIIH complex kinase subunit CCL1. The transcript is spliced from 2 exons. Gene Ontology annotation, cellular component: nucleus; transcription factor TFIIK complex. Lineage: Eukaryota; Fungi; Ascomycota; Eurotiomycetes; Eurotiales; Aspergillaceae. The record is from RefSeq and is a predicted model, not a curated record. Gene Ontology annotation, molecular function: cyclin-dependent protein serine/threonine kinase regulator activity. Gene Ontology annotation, biological process: regulation of cyclin-dependent protein serine/threonine kinase activity; regulation of transcription by RNA polymerase II. The coding region runs from base 127 to 1425 and encodes 432 amino acids.
UGUUCUUCUUUUCUUGCAUCAAUCAACCCACCCAACGUCUCCAAACAUAUUUCCCUGAAGAUAACUUCUCUUUGUAUCUACCAUCAGCUUGGAAAUAGAUAACGGCACCACGGGGAGCGCGCCACCAUGAUCGAAGACGACUUCUACCGCUCCUCAUCCCAGUUUCGAUUCUGGUCGUACACCGAGGCAUCCUUGCAAAGUUUGCGAGCCAAAACCAACUCCCUUGCCAGUGAUCGUGUACGUGCCACUUUGCGCAAGGCACGAGUUAGUCGCCAAUCCGCCCCCUCGUCGGCAGCAGGCACACCGAACCCCAACGGCAGCGAUGCCGACAGCAAGGCAGGAGAGGAGAAGGACGUUGAGUGUCUGACGCCGGAGGAGGAACAAGUGCUUGUGCGAUAUUUCUGUGAACAGCUUGUCGAGCUGGGAGAGAGCUAUAAACCGCCACUUCCAACGAUAGUUCGGGCCACCGCAAUCCAAUACCUCCGACGCUUCUACCUCACCAACUCCCCCAUGACCUACCACCCGAAAACCAUCAUGCCAUGCGCGCUCUUCCUCGCCACGAAGACGGAUAACUACUACCUCUCGCUUCGCCAAUUCGCCGAGGUCGUCCCCGGCGAGACCACCGCCGACGACAUCAUCGCGCCCGAGUUCCUCGUCAUGCAGAGCCUCCGCUUCACCUUCGACGUGCGCCAUCCUUUCCGCGGCCUCGAAGGCGGCAUCAUGGAGCUCCAAGCCAUGGCGCAAGGCCUCGGCGAACCCGCUCCUCACUUUCCCCAACAAACACCGGACGAGCUGCGUCGCAAAAUCAUCUCCCUCCCCCCAUCGCAAUCCACCCAAUCCUCCUCCAUCAACGAUCGCCUGGCGCGCGCACACACCACCACCCGAGAACUCCUCAAGUCCGCCGCCCAAAUGACAGACGCAUACUUCCUCUACACCCCCGCGCAGAUCUGGCUCUCCGCCUUCCUCCUCGCCGACCGCCCCCUCGCCGAAUUCUACCUGGACACGAAACUCGGCGGCCCUCUCACCACCAACCAGCAGGGCAAUCCUCUCUACGAAAUGCGCACCAAACUCAUCCGUGUGCUGAACGACUGCGCCAAUCUUCUCCAAUCCUACACCCCUCUCGCCUCCGACCCCGACCAGAAAAAGAACCUCCGCCGCAUCGGCAAGAAACUGUACCACUGCCAGAACCCCGGCGGGGACAAGGCCAACCUCGCCGGCCAGAAACGGAUCCCGGCCGCAGCCUCGGCAGCGGCGGCAGCAGGCAGUGGUGAUCCGGGUACUUCGGAGAGCGAGAUGGAACGGCUAGCGAAGAAGCGGAAGCUGGAGCGCGAGCAGAAGGAGAAAAUGGGAAAUGAUUUGUUUGGCGGGGAGCUUGUUGCACAGAAGGCGAAGGAUGAGGACAGUAAUACCACGACUCAGCAAUAAUACCUAAACCACUUACUAGCCUGCUUAUACUACGAAAUAUACUAUACCU